Molecule: messenger RNA, 2195 nt
Organism: Drosophila hydei
Lineage: Eukaryota; Metazoa; Arthropoda; Insecta; Diptera; Drosophilidae
Product: organic cation transporter protein-like
Exons: 4
Coding region: 131-1777 (548 amino acids)
Biological process (GO): transmembrane transport
Cellular component (GO): membrane
Molecular function (GO): transmembrane transporter activity
Source: RefSeq, a predicted model, not a curated record
CGAGCGAGAGCUGACGACCGCUUCUCUUUUGCCCCAGCACCACACGAAGCGGUCGGCACAUAUAGAAAUCGGCCCUCGUCGAAUCUCCCGCGAUUCAAGAGCCAAAAGAGAUCGAGCCACAAGCAUUGCGAUGGACUUCGAUGAGAUACUGGCCAAGUGCGGCAACAGGCAUCGCUAUCAAUAUCUGUUGCUCGGCCUCUACAGUUUACUGAUGUUCGUCACAUCUAUGCACAACUUCUCGCAGAACGUUAUUGGCUUCGUGCCCGAUCACUGGUGCUAUCACAAGCAGUUGGAAAAUCGCAGCUUCGCACAAAUCGAGGCCAUCUAUAAUCAGUUUGAUAAUCCCUCAUGUACGCGUCUGGAGACAAUCGGCCCGGAUUAUGAUGGGCGGAAUGCGACUGUCAGCGGGGAGCAAUGUGAUCGUUGGAUCUAUAACUAUGAUUUCGGAUUUAGGAGCAUGAACACUGAGCUUAACUGGGUUUGCGAUGAGGCCUAUAAAGCACCCGUGGGGCAAUCUUUCUUCUUUAUAGGCUCCAUGUGUGGCACGCUCGUCUUUGGCGUUCUGGGUGAUAAAAUCGGACGAAUCAAAGCCGUUAUUUUAGCUAAUCUGUGUGGCUUCUUGGGCGACUUCUCGACUAUCUUUACGAGCAGUCUGAGUGCCUUCUCCACAGCACGAUUUGUGUCAGGUCUCGCAGUUGAUGCCAACACCUAUCUUAUGUACAUCCUCGCUCUCGAAUAUCUUCCUCCAUCUCUGCGAAAUUCUAGUCUGAGCAUAAGUAUGGGCGUCUUUUACUGUCUGGGCAUGAUUAGUUCCUGUGGAUUGGCCGUCUUGGUGGGCCAUUGGCGUAUCUUCCUCGCCUGCUCUUCGCUGCCGCUGUUGCUGGUCAUUCUGUUCUACUUUCUGGUGCAGGAGAGCGCCCAGUGGCUGGUCACUCGCAAUGAUAUUGAUGGCGCCGUAAGGCGCUUGAAACGCGUGGCCAAAAUGAAUCGUCGCAAGGUCAGCGAAAUUGACUUUCGCGAGUUCCGCAACUACUGCCAGAUCAACUGCACCAAGAAAACGCCAGAGUCGAAUGAGAAGGGGGACCAAUUUAUUGACAUGUUCAAGACGCCGCACUUGCGCAAGACCAUCAUCCUUAUGCUAAUCGUGUUCACAAUCGUAACGGUCUGCUACAACACCUUGGCACGCAAUGUGGAGGGUCUGGGCAUAUCACCGCUAAUCAUGUUCUCACUGACCGCACUGACCCUGCCGCCUUCUGGUUUCAUUCAAGCCGAUAUCCAGAAGCGCAUCGGCCGCAAAGGCUCCUCGGUACUGUCAUUGCUGCUCACUGGUCUGUUUACAGCAGCCAGUGGAAUAGCUCUGUCCGUUUCGCAGAAUCCCAGUGCUCUGCUCUUGAUAUCAUUGACGAUGGCUUCCCGAUUGGGCUUGUCAAUCUGCUUGGGGUCGACCCUGCUGUUCUCCACGGAAUUGGUGCCCACCUGUGUGCGUUCCCGUGGCCUGAGUGUGGCGCACAUGGCCGGCGCGGCUGCCUCCCUGCUCUCGCCUUACAUUCUGCACUUGGGCACGUUCUACAGAGCCGGACCUUCAAUUAUACUGUGUCUGCUGUUCCUGAUCGGCUGCUAUUUCUGUCUGCUGUUGCCAGAGACGGAGAAUCGAAAGCUGCCCAUCACAUUGGCUGAGGGCGAAGAGUUUGGCCGGGGAGAGCGCAUGUUUGACUUCUUAAGACAUCCAAAGCCUGAUAAAACAGAAGCUGAGACACCUCUAAAAGAAACUUCUUAAUAUGUUAAUUUCCACAUGGAAUUAGAUGCCUUCAAGUCUCAUAAAUUAAUCAAUUAAGCUGCGUUAGCUCAGCGAAAAUUGUGAAAAACUUAACAAAGGGGGCAGAGCUAAAUGAGUACCGUACUUAAGAGCCUCGUACUGUAACAUACCCUGUAGGCAACUGCAUACUUAAGAGCAUCGUACUGUAACAUACCCUGUAGGCAACUGCAUACUUAAGAGCAUCAGACUUUAAUAUACUCUGUACGCAAGUGAAUACCAUCGUCUAAAGGCCCGUUUCUCAUCAGAUUGGAAUAAAGGGAAGAGUCGCGAAAGUAUUUUCACAGAUAAUUGAUUAGAAAACUCUUCUAUUCAGCUGUUAACUAAUAAAAAGUAUCUUUUAGUCAUUGCCAUAAUCUAUUUGCAUAAUGUAUACUAAAUU